AGGGCGUAAAAAAACGUGCUCCAUCAUCAUCAAUUCUUUUUCUUUUUAUUCUCGCUCGUAGAAAAAACAGAAGAAAUUUCGUCUUUCGCUUUUGCUGAUCGACAGUAGAGCAACCUAAUUUUUCGAAAAACUUCUAAACACUGUUUCUUACCACGACGCCCAGCAUGGUCUCGUUCUUUUCUGCCGGCACCAGUACUAGCAGCUUGAACGCACGGCGCUUUGCCGUUGCUCCGUCUGCACCUCGUUUGCUCUUGAGCGCUGCGGCGUUCUUGUGCAUGUCCUUGAUGUCGCUAUCGUCAAAUGGGGCGGUCUUCGCUGUGCAUCUGCAGCUCCAGUCCUCUGUUGAUGUCUCCGAACAAGGAAAUAUUAAGAGGGAAGAAAUACAACGCACCCGCAGUCGUAAGAGUGACAGCCGAGAAAUCGAAAUCAAGUCUGCGGUGUCUGGAAAAACACUGCUUUCCGUCCCGGUGGCGGGUAUUCCUUCUUGCACUGUUGCCAACGAGCACACAACUCUUGAUGCCUCCACUGCCGGAUCAACAACCUCUGGGUCUUCUACCUCAGCCGGUUUUACUUUCGAGCGAUUACUGUCCAAGAUUUGCUCCUUAGUACAACCGGUAGAAACAGUUCGAGCGAUUACUGUCCAAGAUUUGCUCAAGGCAGCGGCCUUGCUCCCAGAAGCAGAGGGGUCUUGGGCAGCGGCCUUGCUCCCAGUGAAAAUUGUCUUGGGCGACCGCGUCUUUGGUGCACAGGAGUGUCGUAACGGCACAGCCAAAAUCUCAGUCGACGAAGCGGUGAGACACGGCGUGUUUAUCAUACUGGACGCGGAGAAACUCGGAGAGUUGAGAGGUGAGCUGCGACACCUUGAAGAUGGACUGGGUAUCCUGGCCGCAGAUGAAGAAACCCGUGCUGAUAUCCUGGGUAAAACCGUUAGCGUUCCCAUCUUCCCAGAGCUACCAUGCAGAUUUGCAUCUACAGAAUCCUCUGCAAUUAUGCAGAUGAUCCGCAUCAGAGACAGAAAAAUUUGUAGUCGUGUUCUCGGCCGCGGAUUUGUCACGCUGUUAAGAGGAUAUAAUUUAGCAGGCGUCUUUGUGUUGUUAACUAGCACUACACUGCUGAUCGAAACUUGUCAUGCAUAAAAUCCCAAAAUUUGGCGAUUUGUGUUGCCGAUUUACCAAUCAUUGACUAUGUGGUGGGGACGUUUGUUAAGAGGAUAGGUAAGAAAGGCCGCCGAGAUAGGUACAUGAAGCGUGCUGGUCGUGCGGUCGCACAUGUACUGUUUUCCUGCGGACUAGGCUGUGCCUUCGCCAUUGUUCCCACUGACCACGACGUGCCGCGGCCCAUUGUUCUAUUGAUGCAGGGUUUGUACUUGGUGGCCUGCGCCGUCGUCGAACUUGGGAAGAGCAAUGAGCUUGAAAUGCGCGUCCGAGUGGCAGACCUUCGGUCGAUGCUUCACGGGUUGCCGGAGGUGGGCCCGCCGCGCGGGGAGCAGGAUCCGGCAGCAGGCUAAUUUCGGGCUCGUCUUUGGGUACUUAGGAGCUCUUACCCGUUCGUGCUUACAGGUGCUGAGCUAGUAGCCGCCGAAACAAAUUCAAAAAAUAUACUUAUUGUGGCACUCGCAGUAGGCAUGGGCUCUACGAGGAAUCGCUGGUGCUGUUGUUAUUCUUUGAAAAGACGAAGGCGUAUUAAACGUAAUGCAUUAUCCCCGUUCUUUCCUGUGAAGCACGAAGUAGACAAAUGCGCUCUUUCAUGGUUGAAAACCAAUGGCGUGGCGUUUUGCCACAGUUUUGAUUUCCAGUCGGAUUGAACAGUGUAAAAUUGAAGGCUUCGACGUAUGGAGCAAAAGGCUUUAGGCUACUUCGUGGAAGUACUUCUUACACGCAUAGUGUGGAUGUGGUGAGAUGAUCUAUUAUGUUUGUACGAUCUAGAAGUCUACUGCAAAAAAUAUUUUUGGUACUAUACGAGGUCGGCAAGAAGGGCAAGAACAUAGUGCCUGAUCUAUUUCUUGUAUGCCGGCUGCAGUACAUGUACAGAAAAUCAGCUUUGAAAGCGUUGGAGAAAAAAGCUAUGCGAGUUUUGAAUUAUCUGAACCUCCCGGAGUGUAAAAUGGAACUGAAGACAACUACAACUUUAUUAUUCUGUGGAGAAGAUUGCUGCCUGAUGCGAUGAUCGCAUACAACAGUAUUUUUCACAUGAUCUACAUCGAUCUACUUGCCUCAGGGCCACAGAUCUACAAGAAGUUGUGUACGAUCUUCAGUUGAAGUCCUAGUAGAGGUUUUCUUUGUAAAAAUAGCGCAACGCUAAACGUGUAUGAUGAAACUUUUUGGCACUGGUUUUGGUGAAACAAGAAGUACAUUUUGGCGCAUGAUGAAAAAAGUUUUCUUUUGGCAUUGCUAGUCUGGUAGUAGAGCGCAGAUUCGUGAACAAAUCGAAAAGAAGAUGAGAGCACAACUGCACAAGAUCGCAGAUCUGAGUCUCGCUCUGCCUCUGGC
Molecule: messenger RNA, 2489 nt
Organism: Amoebophrya sp. A120
Lineage: Eukaryota; Dinophyceae; Syndiniales; Amoebophryaceae
Source: the annotation of a GenBank genome assembly